This is a messenger RNA of Spodoptera frugiperda (fall armyworm), 1839 nucleotides long. It is a transcript of the gene Or-36, whose product is annotated as odorant receptor 49b-like. The transcript is spliced from 5 exons. The record is from RefSeq and is a predicted model, not a curated record. Gene Ontology annotation, cellular component: plasma membrane. Gene Ontology annotation, biological process: detection of chemical stimulus involved in sensory perception of smell; sensory perception of smell. Gene Ontology annotation, molecular function: odorant binding; olfactory receptor activity. Lineage: Eukaryota; Metazoa; Arthropoda; Insecta; Lepidoptera; Noctuidae. The coding region runs from base 617 to 1798 and encodes 393 amino acids.
GUAUAAAAAGACACGCAACAUAGUCGUUGUCGUACAUCGAUCUAUUUAUUUUAUUUCUAUUUGGCCUGAAAAUGGUCGCUCAUUGUUUACUUUACAAGUACAAACAGAAAACCCUUGUUUACUUUGGUUCAGAUUUAUAGAAAAUUCAUACUUCAACACACAAAAACUGUCAGUAAUUUGUAUAACGGCUUUAUCUCUAUCACGGUGGAAUUUACUAGCAAAUUUCUAACCUAUUGCUUUGCACAGUGGCCCAUAUUGGGGACCCCUGCCUUAAUUACUGCCAGGUAUGACUAACCAUAUCAUUUCGAUAUAUUUCCCAAAGAAAUAGGUACUUAGGAAAAACACAAAACAAUUUAAUAAAAUAUACACUUCCAACGAAAUGACAAUCUGUAUUUCGUACAUUGUAAUUAAUAGAACAAUAUGAAAUUAGAUACGUAGUUAACUACGUGGAACAGAUGAAUUCUUAAUAGAAAAUCUGAACGGCAAAAGCACCCUGUUAUUAUUCGCCACUAAAUACACGUAACAACUGCAUUUCACAUUGAAAUUCCCACGCCAAUUAUUUUCUGUUUUAGCAUCAUUUAAUUCCAGUAUUUCAGUGUGUACAGAAGUUUACAAAAUGUCAGAUAAAUGUUCGAUUCAAAAUGUUCUAAAGUUUCUCGAAGACCCUGAAUAUCCAUCUAUAGGGCCACAUCUUAAACUCCUAGCAUUUACUGGUCUUUGGCAUCCCAAUCGUCAAACCCUAAUUGGGCGUUUUAAGCAAAUCCUUUUCUAUGUCACCAUAACUUUCUUCUUCAGCCAGUACAUCAAAUGCUUCAUUAAGUUCAAUGCUGACUCUCUCAAACUGAUUCUGCAAUAUGCUCCAUUUCAUAUGGGCAUCAUAAAGUCCUGUUUCUUUCAAAAGGAUUAUAAGAAUUGGGAACUUGUCAUUGAUUACAUGUCUUCUGUAGAGCGAAAUCAGUUGGCUAAACACGACAAAAAGCAUGAUGAUAUAAUUCAUGAGUACAUUAAGAGGAAUCGGAAGGUGUCCUACUUCUUUUGGGCGCUUGCGUUCUUCUCUAACUUCAGUAUUUUCACUGAACCCUAUCAGAAGAAUCAGAUUAAUGUGAAUGGGACUAGCAUUUAUUUGAAAAUCUUUGAUGGGUACACUCCUUUUGACAAUGAGCCUCCUGGAUAUUACUUCUCGAUGUUAAUUCAGACGGUUUUGGGUCAUAUUGUCAGUGCCUAUGUCGUGGGCUGGGAUACUCUUGUGGUCUCAAUAAUGAUAUUCUUCACUGGACAGUUGAAGAUCACCUGUAUGUAUUGUAGGUUAGCGAUAGACGCUCUCGAUUCUACUAAAAGCCAUGAAAACAUUGCGAAGUGUCAUCGUUUUCACACCACGCUUGUCGAGUAUACACAUUUAUUCAAUUCACUGAUCUCACCGGUGAUGUUCAUGUAUCUGGUCGUGAUAUCAAUCAACCUGGGAGUCUGCAUCAUACAGAUUGUGGAGAUCCACGACGACAUCGCGACUUUGGUAUCGAGCAUUUUGUUUGUGGUCGCCUGUUUAAUCCAACUGCUGCUUUUCUACUGGUUCGCCAAUGAGGUUACUGUUGAGAGUACUUUCGUAAGCUACAGCACUUUCGAAAGUGAUUGGCCUCAAGCGAACAAGAAGUUGCAGAAAGAAAUAGCGUUAUUAGGCCUCACUACCAAGAAGAUACUCGUCUUCAGAGCUGGACCUUUCAAUCAGAUGUCACUAACUACUUUUAUUGCAAUCCUAAGAGCCAGCUACAGUUUCUACACUCUAUUAAACUCCACAAAUUAAUAAAAAUGUACAUUAGGUACCAAGACCCACACCCCUUACUU